Messenger RNA from Haliotis rufescens (red abalone), 1448 nucleotides. Its product is annotated as vesicle transport protein USE1-like. Gene Ontology annotation, molecular function: SNAP receptor activity. Bases 30 to 761 code for a protein of 243 amino acids. NCBI's taxonomy places the organism in Eukaryota, Metazoa, Mollusca, Gastropoda, Lepetellida, Haliotidae. The transcript is spliced from 6 exons. Gene Ontology annotation, cellular component: SNARE complex; endoplasmic reticulum. The record is from RefSeq and is a predicted model, not a curated record. Gene Ontology annotation, biological process: retrograde vesicle-mediated transport, Golgi to endoplasmic reticulum.
ACCGAAGGUAAAGUUGUAAAAUUGCCAACAUGGCGGCUACCAGGCUGGAAAUAAACUUCAACAGGUUGUUAAACCGAUGUGAAUCCGUGGCAAGCGAUAAAUCGCAAAAAGAUUGGCGCCUCGAAAAGUACAUAGGAGCACUACAGAAUCAGUUGUCAGAGUUGAAAAAAGCACAAAGUAAACCUUGUGAUGAAAUUCUUGGUGGUUACACGAAAAAGGUAGAAUUAUUGAAAGGUCUCAUAGAGGCAGAGAAGAUGCCAACUGCUUCUGAGAAGGCCCAUGCUACAGAUCUUCUGUCCGUCCCACGGACAACAUCAUCAACAUCAGGAAAGCAGCUGCACAUGCAGGCCAAAGUGAUGUACCAGCAGGAGAUGAGGGAUGAACUCCUCGGGUCAGGACGAACAGAUGAUGACGAGCUUGGUUUACGUCAGCGACAAAAGACCAAGGACAAGGACAUUGACACCGUCCUGCAGCAUCAUCAUCAGAUGCAGGAGAAACUGGCGGAGGAGAUGCUGGUCAUUGCGCAGGGCUUGAAGCAUAAUGUCACUGUUUCCAGCAAGAUUGUUCUGGAUGACAUCAAGAAAGUGACAGACAGUACAAGACUGGCGGACACCAACCUGAGUAAGCUGAAGACGGAGAGCGAGCGACUUCAGGCUCACACCAAGACGUGUUCGUGGUGGAUCUGGGUGAUGCUGGUGGUCGUCAUCAUCACUUUCUGCUGGAUGGUGCUGCUCAUGAGGAUGUUCCCAAAAAAGUCAUGAUACGAUCCGGAGUCAUGAUAGCUUGUAUUGGUCAGCCAUAGGGCCAGGCUUCGUGUACAUGCCUUUGUAACCAUGAGAGUGUUAAGAGCUGCACCUUACAUCAGUGUCUGUCCACAGUGCCUCAAGCUUUUUAUAUGAGCUGUCUGAUCGGGACUGGGUGAUUGUGUAUUUCAGGGCGCCCUGACAACAUGGAUUGUUGCUUUUGCAUCAGUCACUGAUGCCUCAUUGUUGGUUUUUCAGUCACUGGUAUGCCUGUCACAGUCUGGAUUAUUUCAAGAUGCAUUGAUGUAGCUGUAAUACUUACUGUGGCAUUAAGCGAUAUUUUGUCACCAAGAGCAUUGGUGAUCCUCUGUCCUAACUGUUAACAGUGAAGGGUUAUGGGGGUGGAAGUUAGACGAUGGUCAAAUCAUUUGUCCAUCACUGCAAGGCCCAGGCCACAUGUUCCACAUGGCCACAGUGUGAAACUUUUUUUUGUUAUCAACAACUAAACAUUACUGGAAUCAUGCUGACAUCUAGGUUAAACCAUAUCGGUCUCUCCAGAAUGAUGUAUCCACUGUUCUCCCCCAUCUCACCUGAUUAACUGAUGACUGUUUUGCUUGGCUUGAUGUGAUGAUGGAAUUGUAAGACUGCUAACUAUAAAAAGAAAAAGGAGGAAAUAUACUGCUCCCAUACCUUGCACUAACAUGA